This is a messenger RNA of Gekko japonicus, 783 nucleotides long. RefSeq lists its product as uncharacterized. Lineage: Eukaryota; Metazoa; Chordata; Lepidosauria; Squamata; Gekkonidae. The record is from RefSeq and is a predicted model, not a curated record. The transcript is spliced from 6 exons. Bases 1 to 783 code for a protein of 260 amino acids.
AUGUCCGGUUUGGAAGAAGUGACAAUAGUCAACCUGACAGUAGUUACUGAUGAAGCCUUGGGCCCCAGCAGCCCCUGGGGGCACAGGCAGAGUUCGCUGACUCUUGGCAGCUGGAAACAGACGUUUGUCUCUUGGUCGUUCUGUCUCUCUCUCCUCCUCCUCCUCCUCCUCCUCUUCUUCUUCUUCUUCUUGCUUUUCCUUUUUUCCUCUUUCUCCCUCUCUCUCUUUUCAAGGUGGAAUCUAUACAGCGAGAGACCUACAAGGAAUGCACUGAUCUCUAGAGAAGCCGCAGCGCCCGGAUUCAGCUGCGCAAGAGGACCGCCGCGCCGGCCCAAACGCUCCCAGUCCGUCCGCGUGGGCCGGCUGCUGCAGGGAUGCUCCGGAUGUCUCUCCCUUCCCCGCCACUGCCUGCCGGGGUUCCUGGUGAUGGGAUUUUAUCCUCAUGCGCAGAAUCACAUUGCCAGGGAUUUCCAACGGUCGGUGAGCCGCCACGUGCGGAUGGAGACCUACCCCCCCCCCUUCGGCAGAGCCCCAUCUGCGGAAUGUGCUGCUCUGCUGUACCAGUCCUGGUCGGAGAAUGCGAGCGGGGAGGGGAAGGCAUGGCGAAAGCGGGGCGGAGACGGCUCCGAGGACUCGGCCCGCCCCGCUUUGGCCGAGUCUGAAACACGACACUGGAACAGCAGCUGUGAAAUUCCGUCGGACCGGAUCCCCCGCUGUCCCCGAGAUCCGGCCGGGGUCCGGAAAACCUUCAACCGGAGUGGAGAAUCCCUCUUGUCGUCCUGA